CUAUUAAUCGGUGGACUGUGUAGCUGAAUAACAACAAACGGGCAAAUCUUUUGUUGUUUUGUUUUGUCAAAAAUCCAAAAUUAUUCGCAACAUGGACGAGUCGGAACUAUUGUUUAAUCUCUUCUACUUUCUGCUGUGCAUGGUCAUCAUCUACCCCCCCGAGGAGUUUCAGCGCCUGGGCUUCACCAUUGAGCAGUUGUUCGCUCGGUUUCUUGGCGAGGAGUAUCUGGACUUUGUGGGCUACCACCUGCGACGCACAUCGCUAAACCUCUUCGUGCACUCCUGCCUGCCGUUCUCCUACUUUCUUAUCCACAGACUGAAGUUCUCCGUCUUCGCCACGCAGGAGCCUCUGGAAGACUCUGAUCUCGAUCCAGAUUUCCCGAUGCCCCAGGAAGCGGUGGCCUUCAAAACGCUUACGUGGAAGACCGCCCAGCGGUUCAGUGUACUGGCUGUUCUGGCCGUGCCCGCUCUCAUCUUUAACUGGCAUCAGCAGAACUGGCGCCGGCACCCGAUCAGCAAGGCCCUCUCCAAGUACUCCAACUCGCCAGGCAGCUAUAGUGCAGUUGCAAGCGACAUUGGCAUCGAGUUCCGGCGACCGGAAAUUUACAAAAAGAAGUUAAACUCUAUAAGCACUGUGAUUGCCACCCAGAACUGGAUAAUCAAAACCACCAUGUACAAUGUCCACUUUGCUCAUCAGAGCAAUACGUCGCUCAGCGUAGCUAAGGCGGAGACCUACAACAUACCCCAUCACGACCAGAACGACACUCUGCAGAUGAUAAGCAUCAUUGUGCAACCGAUGAGACAGGGUGUGAGCGACUUCCACAUACGAAUUAAUGCCUUAGAGUUUAGGAACCUGGAGGACCGUGUGCGGCGGCCCAUAGCCAUUCCCUCCAACAUCCAGUUCCACCGAAAUGUGAUCGAUCGCUUUGUGGACGUGUUCAAGACGCAAGUUGCUCUAAAUCCCAUAUUUCCGGCGGACGCCACUACGGAUAAGUGUUUUGCCUGCAUGCUAAACGAACCAAACACCAAGAUCCAAAAACAAUGCGCGGACUUGGAUCGGGAUGGUGCUCCCCUUGCAGAAGGGGCGUGCUGCUCUAACUGCUACUGCCGCCCCAUGUGGUGCGUGGAAUGCCUGGCCCGGUGGUUCGCCGCUCGCCAAACCGACGUGGAUCGCGAGGUGUGGUUGGAGCAGAAGUGCACCUGCCCCAUGUGCCGGGCCAAGUUUUGUGUGCUGGAUGUCAGCUAUAUCAGACCCACAGCCGACCCGAGAGCCACUCAGUAUUACAGACCCGAAGAUGUGGCUGAUACGUGAUUUCCGACUGUUAAAUUUACAAUUAAACGACUCUUAAAUCGAACCUGGUUCUUUAUUGGUCUGAUUUAAAUAUAAUAACUUUCAUUACAAUAAGCUUAAAAA
This is a messenger RNA of Drosophila subpulchrella, 1414 nucleotides long. Its product is annotated as E3 ubiquitin-protein ligase TM129. Bases 92 to 1312 code for a protein of 406 amino acids. The record is from RefSeq and is a predicted model, not a curated record. Gene Ontology annotation, biological process: protein ubiquitination. Gene Ontology annotation, molecular function: ubiquitin protein ligase activity. The transcript is spliced from 2 exons. Gene Ontology annotation, cellular component: membrane; endoplasmic reticulum. NCBI's taxonomy places the organism in Eukaryota, Metazoa, Arthropoda, Insecta, Diptera, Drosophilidae.